Messenger RNA from Monascus purpureus, 2225 nucleotides. Lineage: Eukaryota; Fungi; Ascomycota; Eurotiomycetes; Eurotiales; Aspergillaceae. The record is from the annotation of a GenBank genome assembly.
GAGCGUACUGGAAAUGUCGCCAAAGGAACAAGUUGCUUGAUGGUUCAACGAGUCACGUGGUUAUACACAGCCACCGUGGCACUGCUACCAGCCACCAGCCACAGUCAUGUUAACAUUUCCUAUCGUUCGUCAGGCUUCGCUGCCCAACAGCUUCAAAUCAGACUGCAGGAGAUGGCAAAUCACACUGUGACAGCAAACCGUUCCCCACGCGCCGACCAAUCUAUCCAGCUGGCGCCGUGCUAGAUGCCUCAUCAGCUAGCAGCGUAGCAUAGGCCCGUCGUCUAUUUUUACGCAGCACGCGUCCUUCCGGCUGUCCAGCCACAGCCUGUUAGUUCGGCCAUAUAAUGUCUGAAGUUUAUAUGGCGCUCGAUUCCGCGCGUAUUACCAAUGAUAAACCCGGCUUUAUCAUGCUACGCCCAGGUGGCCAGGGAUUUGGUCGCCCCUGCGUGAGUGAAGAGUAGAUCUAUGCAUCAGCCAGCUGCAUCGAGUCACUAGCGAACACUUUGGACCUUAAAUAACGCUGCUUGCCCCCCUCUGGCCUCCUGGAUGCCCAAAUGAACCCAUGUACGAAUAUCUCUCCCAUUUACAGAUAAAGCUGGCUCCAUUGCGGCUCGCUUGCGCUCUGUCACUGCAGAGCUAGGUCCUGUUCACCGCUGGUUCGGCGACUUAACGCGGAUCCGCCAUUCCUCAUAAGCAGCUCCAAGCGGACUGUCCAGCAGAGAAAGGACUGCCUGGAAGGUGCUAACUGUCGUCCUCUCGUCAUCAUGGCACCCCUAAGUGAGACGAUUGCCGUAAUUGACAAGUCCGGUAAGAUUGUGAGCUCGAGCAAACAUCUCUUUGGUGUCUUCAGGGAAGCUAGGGAUGCCUACAGAGAGUCCAAGGCCCAAGUUAUAUCAGAGCGAAAUGCAAAGAUUGCAGAACAACAGGCCCUGAAAGCACUGCAGAACUACCAUAUCGACGACUCUCCGUCCGUCGCUUCCUCUCGAAGAAGCAGGAGGUCCCACUCACAGCAUCAUUCCCGACGAAGCCAUCAUCCGCAUGCGGCCGGUUCUCAGUAUGAGCGAUCCAUUGCACCAGAGGCGCAAAGCUUCUACUCUCAUCCGGGAGACCUGGUUCGCCGUCAUACCGAUUUCGAUGCCGUGGUUCAGACACAACCGCAACGACCGACGACCAGUCGGUCCAAGUCAGAAAAAGACAUCGACAUGGAUCUUGCAUACGGGGAAUGUCAUCACUCCAUAUUCUCCCAACCAGAAGCAGCCCGCAAGCCCGAUGGUGACCAGGAAUUGAAGGUCCUUGUCUCCAGGACCCAACGGAUCCUGGACGAAGCCAAUUGUCUUCACUCCAGCGCGCAGGCCACCAUCAACCAUCUGCAGAAGAACCCUGAUGCCAUGGCCGCCGUGGCGCUGACCUUGGCCGAGAUCAGCAACCUCGUCACGAAGAUGGCCCCAUCGGUACUUGCUGCGUUUAAAGCCGCCGCCCCUACCGUAUUCGGCCUCUUAGCCAGUCCACAGUUCCUGAUUGCUGCCGGCCUCGGAGUCGGUGUUACCGUUGUCAUGUUCGGCGGAUACAAGAUCAUCAAGAGGAUCCAAUCCUCCGACAGCGAGAACAAUAAUAAUAGCGGGAACCCUGAAGGAAACAACAAUAACAACAACUAUGUCAACGGCGAAACGGCCCCUGAAAUGGAUGAGAUGAUUGAACUCAACACCGAAUGCCUCAGUCACGUCGAGAUGUGGCGCCGUGGCGUGGCCGAUGUGGAGGCCAAAAGCUGCGGAACAUCGGUGGACGGCGAAUUCAUCACCCCAAUCGCUGCUCGUCUAUCAGGCAUCGAUAUAAGCACGGCAUCAAUGAGACGCGACCCUCGGUUCAAGUUCUACGACGAUGACGAAGAAGAUGACGACUAUGUGUCCAGGGCAUCAUCGCGUCGCUCCCGACGCUCACGGGCUACAGGAGUUAGCUCGAGAGCGCCUCCGAGAUCGCGUGCCGAGUCGCAUGUCUACGCGCCGUCUCAGGCUUCUUCCAGAACAUACACGUAUGCACCGUCCAGAGCGCCUACGUCUGCGAGUCGCUCUCAUGUAUCCAGAGCACCUACAUCUGCGGGCCGCUCCCACGUGUCCAGAGCCCCUUCUUCGAAACACGCCUCGCGGGUUUCGGAAGCAGAGAAGAACCCGAAAGAGAAGAAGAGGAAGCGUAUAUCGAACAAAUUACGGUUCUUGCUGAAGACUUGA